Molecule: messenger RNA, 2478 nt
Organism: Hemicordylus capensis (graceful crag lizard)
Lineage: Eukaryota; Metazoa; Chordata; Lepidosauria; Squamata; Cordylidae
Gene: BICDL2
Product: BICD family like cargo adaptor 2
Exons: 13
Coding region: 512-2077 (521 amino acids)
Biological process (GO): Golgi to secretory granule transport; vesicle transport along microtubule
Source: RefSeq, a predicted model, not a curated record
CCUAAGGGAGGUCCCUGAGAGGAGGAAGUCAAGAUUCUGCUCCAGGUGGAAGUUGGUGUGAAGACUUCUUUGGCACAAGCACUGCAGUUUAAGCACACAGAGUUGCUAACCUUCCAGGACUGGCUCACAGUCUCCAGGAAUCAGCAUCAAUCUCCAGUAAAAACCUGAAGACACUGUUGAAAACCGGAUGUGGGGCAGAGAAACCGUGGUUAGGGUUGCCAACUGACAAGAAAAUAAUCCUCUUGUGCUUUUGACUACAUGCAGAAAUUCAGUAGCAGCAGCUGAAACUUUGCAGGAGGCACCGUCAUAAUAAUCCACAGGGAAAAGAGGACCCAGGUGUCCUGCUGGCUACCAACUCUCUUUCUCCUCCUCCUCCUCCUCCUUCCGGAACCGCUGCCUUGCCACUGAACCUCGUCGCCAUCCUGGCUUCUGCUGGCUUCUGCACACUCUAACCUGCUGGACCCUGUUCCUGGUAGGACCUGCCUGCCACCCUCCCAGUCCCGGACACUCCAUGGCAACCACCACCACCGCCACCACCGUUUCCUCCAUGUACCCUGAGGAGGCGGCUCUGCGGACCCCUUUCCCUCUGACCCCACCUGCCUUGGGGGAUGAGUUCUACCCCUUUGGUGGUGAACGCCAACAAUCUUUCGCAGCUGAUGUGGCCGCCAGGGACGGGGACCCCGAAGAUUCGGAUCUGGGGGUGCUGCUGCAGAGGAAAGAACAGGAUUUGCUGCUGGCAGCUGAGUUGGGAAAGAUGCUCCUGGAACGCAAUGAGGAACUGGAACGGCACUACGAGGAAUUGGCCAAGGAGCACCUGGAGGCCAAGGAGCGCCUUGAACAAGAGAAACAUGAACUCCGUCUGCACCUUGAAUCGGGACGGGCCGAAUUUGAGACCCGGGUGGCCGAGCUGGAGGCUGACCUGGUAGCUUCUCGAGCUCAGCUGGGGCAGCAGCGCCUGGAGCAGCAGGACACGAGCCGGGAGAGCUCACAGGCCGUGCUGGACCUGUCUGAACAGAACCAGCGCUUGGUGGAGCAGCUAAGCCAGAUGGCUCAGCUGGAGCAGCAGCUCCGGGAAGAACUGACUUUGCUGCGUGGGGAACAUCGGACCUUGACUCUUAGUAGUGCCGAACAUGCUGCCCGGACGCAAAGCCUGCAAGCCGAGAAUCUUAUGUUACAGGAGUGGAAGCAAGAUCUGGAGAAACAGACCAGGCAGCUUCGGGAGGAGAAUGAAUCUGUCCAGGCGCUGGUGGAUACGUUGCAUGAUAACCUCCUGCUCCUACGCAAAGAGAGUCACGAAAAGGAGCUGCGGGUGCAACAACUGGAAGCUGAAGAUGGGGAGCUCCGUGCCGCCAACCGUCGCCUCCAGCAUCAGGUCAAAGAGAUGAAGGAAGAGAUCUGCCUGCAUGACUUGGACAACUCAGUCACCUCCAUCCAGUCUGAGAUUGAAAGUAGCUUGGAGGAUGCGCCAGGAGCACCUGGACAGGCUCCUAAGCCAAUGGUCAACGGCACCUGGAAAGCCACUUCAAAGAACUCUUCGCGGAGAUCAGAAGAGGAGGAAGCUGAAUAUGCCAAAGAGAUUUCAGCCCUGAGUGUCCAGGAGCACGAUAUACUGAGGCAGAAAGAAAUGGAGAUCAUAAAACUCCAAGAUCAGAUCACACUGCAGUAUGUGGAACUUUGCAACUUGCAGUCUGAGGUGGAGAACCAGAGGCGUCUGUACCAGGAGAGCAAUCGGGAUGAGGCCUUGAAGCUGGCCAUCCUGGAUCGGGAUGAGGCUAUAAUCAAGAAAGGCGAAAUGGAAUUGGAACUGGCAAAAGUCUCUUUGGAACGGGAUUCACUGAGCCAGCAGUUACUCCGUGUCAUACGCCAGAAGAUGGCCCUCUCCCAGGAGCUGGAAGCUUGGCAAGACGAUAUUCAGUAUAUCAUCCACCAGCAACUGCUUCAGAAGCAGCAAGAACAGGCCCCUCCCCACCCCUCACCCCCUAAGACGCCAACUCAAAUCAAGGACCAUUCUUUCUUUCGUCGUGGCACCAGCGUUCCCAAUGGCUCAAGCUUCCUCUCAUUCUUCCGGAAAAGCUGAGGGGGCCUAGCGGUGUGGGGAAGAUCCUGAGAUGGCCAAAGAAAGAAAAGGUGGUGGAGGGAAUACAAAUGCCAGAACCAGGCAAAGGAAGCAGCUGGACUGGACAACUGGAGACGUAGCAGCCGCCAAUGACAGUAGAGUGUUUUGAGGUGGCCGGGGCUGAAAGGGGCGUGGUGCCUUUUAGCAGCCUGUCAACUAUCUCUAGGCCAAAGGAAUUUGUUAUCCUCCCCUAUAUUUCGAUCACAAGAGCUUUCAUGCCAUUUUUCAGUGAGAGAGACUAACACUCUGAAUUGGUCAUUGGACGUCUAAUGAUUGGUUCAGAGCAACACAUUAAAUUGGCAUCUAGGUCCUUCCUGAGGAAUGGGACUCAUAGGGUGACGAAAUAUAUUUAUUUAACUUCA